GACCGCGCCGCCCGCGGGCUCCGGCGGCGGCGGUGGGACCCGCGAGAGGGCACCAUGCCGCGCUCCUUCCUGGUGAAGACGCACUCCGGCCACAGGGUCCCCAACUACGGGCAGCUGGAGACGCAGAGAGAAACCAGUGGCUCCUGUUCCGCCUGCAGGGGGCUAGUGGUGCCCCCCAUCCUCCCCGACAAGGCAGCCCCAUCCACGCCCAGCGACCCUCCCCAGCCCCGGGACCUCACCUCCAUCGUCACCCACGCCCUGCCUCCCCCCACGUUCCUGUGCCACGAGGAAGCUCAGGGGGCCUCAGGGCCAGACCCCCUGGAAGUCAGCCAGGCGGGCCCUCGGGCUGGCCGGGCCCCCUGCACACCCCUCAGAGACAGCCUGAACCCCCUCAACCUGCCCACGCGCUGGCCCCCCAUCCUGGGAGCAGACAGGGCCCAGGCUCUAGGCUGCCUGCGGGGCGCCGAGCAGGCCCACUGUGCCCUGGGGGGCUGCCAGUACCACAAGCCCUUCCACGCGGCCUCCCUGGCCAGGCGCCAGCAGCUGCAUCACCACCUGCAGGCCCAGCGCUGCUUCACCUGCAAGUUCUGCGACAAGGACUACGGCAGCCUGGGCGCCCUCAAGAUGCACAUCCGCACGCACACGCUGCCCUGCCUCUGCGCCAUCUGCGGCAAGGCCUUCUCCAGGCCCUGGCUGCUCCAGGGCCACAUCCGGACCCACACAGGUGAGAAGCCCUACACCUGCCCUCACUGCAGCCGGGCGUUCGCCGACCGCUCCAACCUGCGGGCCCAUCUGCACACGCACUCGGCCACCAAGAGAUACCAGUGCAAGGGCUGCUCCAAGACCUUCUCCCGCGUGGCGCUCCUGGCGCGGCAUGAGGAGUCCGGCUGCUGCCCUGGGCCCUGAGCCGCUGCCCUUCCCUGCCCACGGGAGGCCUCUCUAGGGGAAGACUCCUGUCCAGAUGAGAACGGAUAUUCUGUUUACCACCAGCCCCGGCCUUCGGCUCUGUUCCUCCUGGUUUCAGCCUGCUGGGGGCCGGCCCUGGACGCCCCCUCCUCCAGACCAGCGGUUGCCCUCGGGGCCAGCACCUCCCUGGGGUCCUCUCACGUGGGGAGAGCUCCCUGGAUGCUCACCUCCAUCUGCCUUUGACAGCAUCUGGGCCCGGCUGUGCCAUGUCACCCACGCAGAGGCCUGCACGAGACACACACAUGAGGCCGUCCUGAAGAUGGAAUGGCUGCGGGGGUGGUUCUGGGGCGCAAAGAGCCCCGCCCUCUGAGGCUGAUCCUUGCCCAGGCCCUGGGGUCGGGGUGGAGGCUGAGGCCCAACCCCUCCCGAGGGAGUGGGACUCCAGACAAUCGGACCCAGAGCAGGGGAAGCCGAGGGGUAAGGGCCUCGAGGGCUGUGCACUCCUGGCAUGGGGAGCCCCGGUGAGCGGGGUCUCCCCUCGGAAGGAAGGCGGGACGGGGUGGGUGGGGAGGGCACGAGACGGGAGCCGAGGCCACGUGUGUCCCUGGCAGGACUUCACCUCCCCAGAGUCUGUCCCACACCUGCAGCCUCCCCAGUGCCCAGCCCGCACACGGGCUCCCUCAGCCGCCGCCCCCCCGCCCCCGGGGCUGGAGCGUCCCCCAACCAGCGAGCGACAGACCUCUGACCUGGCCUGAGACACCCGCCCUCCCCAACCGACUCAGACGCCAAGACCCGAUUUCCUUCUCGUAGGGGGCCAUCCCUUGGCCCCCGCUGGGCUUGUCCUGCCUUUUACCAGCCUGUCUGCGGGUGGACCCUGGAGGGAGGCCUGGGUCUGAGGGAGACUGGCCGAGUCCUCGGUGCUGGGAGGGGAGCCCUGCUCCUCUCCACAGGGUCCACCUGGGUCCCCCCACGGAUCCCUCCUCAUCUGCCAGGGGCCAAGGGGCCCUGGGUGGCUGGUUUGAUGACAGCCAUCGGAGGGAGCCUGGGGACAUCCCAGAGGAAAGCUGACCUUGACAGUGGGCGUCUCUGGACCAAGGGUGACCUUGAUGAAACAGCACCGAGGAGAGUCCUGCUCCAGCCUAGGCCACACCGAAUGUGACGCUGGAAAGGAGACCCUCCCUGAGGAAGCCACACAUGCGCCCAGCCUCCCCGGAGGGAAGAAGAGCAGACACUGGAGCCUGAGCUGCCGUGUGGGUGUCCUCGGCCGGUGUGACAGGCCCACAGGCCAGAGGCCGUAAACUGCAGAAACCUGCUCUCCCAGGCCUGGAGCUGGGACCAGAGAGAGAGGGGCGGCCGCCGGUUCCUCCCGAGGCCGGGAGGGUCUGUCCCCGGCCUCGCCCAGGUCCUGCGUUCGCCGGCUCCUCGAUGUUCUGGGGCUCGUAGAAGCGUCACCCCACCUCUGCCUCCAUCUUCACCAGGCGUCUCCCCGUGGGCGUGUGUGUGUCCAGUUUCCCCUUUUUAUAAGGACACCCCUGGUCCUGGGGGAACACCCACCCCCGUGAUCUCACCUCGACCCGCACAAGGACCCGGGUUCCAAAUGAGGCCGCCUUCUCCGGUGUUGGGGGGGUUAGGACUUCGGUAUAUAAAUGGGGACACCACUCACCCUGUAAUGGCCAAGAGGUGCCAGGCGGGCCCCUGUGCUUUGGGCUGGGAACCCCAAGCCGCAAAGGAGGGAGCGGGUGGUGAUUUUAGGACAGAUUUGCUACUAACCUCCUCCAAAGGGAGUGAGAGCCCACCCCAGCCCCUCUUGAGUGGCCAGUGCCCCGCCCCCCACUGUCCUGCUCAGGGACCCCGGGGGUAAGGAAGGCUCUGGCCUGCGGGGAGAGCCUCCCACAGUCUCCUGAAGUGCCCGGGCCUCGGCUGAGCGGGUGGGCAGCCCAGGGCUAAGCUCCAAAUGUGUGUGUCCGACCAUCUCACUGGGUGGCUUUUUUUUUUUUUUCGUGGCAUCCAGAUGCCAGAAGGAAGCUCUAUUGUAAACUGCGUUCUAUUUCUGAGCCCCAACAUCUAAAAGAAGCGAUGCACCUGUCGGGGAUGGAGGAAGGGAAUUUCACAGGCCUAAAAUA
Molecule: messenger RNA, 3029 nt
Organism: Phacochoerus africanus (Common warthog)
Lineage: Eukaryota; Metazoa; Chordata; Mammalia; Artiodactyla; Suidae
Gene: SNAI3
Product: snail family transcriptional repressor 3
Exons: 3
Coding region: 55-906 (283 amino acids)
Biological process (GO): regulation of DNA-templated transcription
Molecular function (GO): DNA-binding transcription factor activity, RNA polymerase II-specific; RNA polymerase II cis-regulatory region sequence-specific DNA binding
Source: RefSeq, a predicted model, not a curated record